AUGUCCAGUGUUUUCUGCUUGUAUUUCGAGUGGCUCAGGGACACUGCAAUUGGUAAGAUUUUCAUUGUCCUGCAGCACAACUUGAAUGCUAGCAGUACUGGCCAGCACAUUUCGGAGCUUCUUCAGCGCGAGGGUUCUCAUGAGGGUGCGCUUGAAAUCAUUGAUUCAGUGGUAGGUGUGAAAUCGCCUGCAACAUUGGUCAAACGGGCUAACUCGAUGUUAGCAUUCCUCAGGUGGUGUGACUUGGCUGGUAGAUGUGAGUCGAACUGCUUUCAAGAACAUGUUUUGUGGGAUUAUUUUAGAUAUCUAAAAGAUUCUGGCGCUGCAGCUUCCAAAGCUGAUUCCAUGAUGUCCGCUGUGAGAUUUGCCGUUUUUGUUUUGGGUUUUGAGUGCUUGAAACCUGCCGCCAACAGCCGGAGACUCAUAGGGGCAAGUGAGCUGAUGCUGACUGGAAAGAGGUUGUUGCGCCAGGCCUUGGUCCUCACCUCAGCUCAGAUCAUCCGAUUGCACAACAUUUUGGUUGACAAUGACAGACAUUUGAUGGAUCGCGUUUUGGUGGCCCACUUGCUCUUUGCUCUGUAUGGACGUUGCCGCAACAGUGAUUUGCUAGCGGUGCGCACCAUUGAGUGUGACUUUGACUCAAAGGGUGGCUUUGUGAUCCUUACAACAUGCAAUCACAAGUCAGGUCGGUUGGCCUCCCUAAAGACAAGGUUACUGCCCAUCAUCAUUCCGGCGCGUGGAGUGGAUGGGAGCAUCUGGCCUGGCAAAGCAUUGGAAGUCCUUGAACUUGCUGGGUGCUCAAUUCAAAACCCAAUAGAUGGGCCACUGGUUCAUGCUCCAGCCGGCGGUGUGGGAGUCUUCAUGAAUAGAGGCUUGAGGUCCACGGAGGUGUCAAAAGCCUUACGAAGUUUCCUGGGCAUUGACGAGCCUGCACCAGGAUUUGAUGGUGAGAUUGUUUCCAGCCACAGCCUCAAGGCGACGCUGCUGGCUUGGUCAGCAAGGUAUGGGCUCUCACCUCAGACCCGUUCCUUGCUUGGAAGGCACACAUCAUGUUUGAAUGAAACCUUCUCUAUUUACUCGCGUGACUUGGCUUGCGCUCCUGUUGCAGAGCUGCAAAAAGUGAUCGAUUGUGUGGCUGAUGGAACUUUUUCACCUGAUGCAGAGAGAUCCAGGUUCUUCAGGGAACCCAGUGACAUUUCACAUGAGGAGCCGCACCAGUGUGUCAAGCAAGAGGCCGCUGUUGAGGACGGCUUCAUCGUCAUCCCUGAUUCCCCUGAGGUUUUUACUGAUGAUACCAUCGGAAAUACAUGCGAGAACACUGGGAUUCAGGAACACAUGGAUGACAGUUGUGCUGGGGAGACUUUGGUCUUGGAUUCGGACUCAUCCAGUUCGAGUAGUGCAGAGUCCUCAGAUGAUCCUGAGACAGUCAAGCUUCCUCAAAGCCUGCAAGAUGCCCUUAAGGAUGCUGGCGUAUGCACCAUUUCAGCCCUUGCAUAUGCCCAUGGACAACCAGGACAACCAAUCAAUCCCGAUGAAUUCCAAAACUGGGUGAGGCAGCUGGAUCCCUCUGCCACAAUUGGAGGGGUGGCAGCAUUGAAACGUUUGUUGUUUGAAAGUCAAACACAACUUCUUGCUAUUUUGAAGGAGCAGGUCAUGAACCCAGAGCCUAGCAUAGCCCCAAAAGUUGCUCCUGCCGAAAGGGAAUCCAGGCUCACCAAUUUGAAAAACAGACUUGUUGGCGUGCUGAUCGAAGGCCACUCCGAGCCCAGCCAUGCACUGUUGGAUUUAGCUACGCAGCUUUAUGAUCAAAAUGUCCUGCGCUUCAUCCCUCUUGAAAAAUGCUACAGCCGAUUGACUGAAUUGGCUCACAACAACAAGCCACAGUUGAAACUCCUGGAGGUUGAAGCGUCAAAAGUGGUGCUUCGGGACAAAGACAACGAAUUUGAGACUGGUAUUCAGUCUUCAUACCAAGCGCUUGAGGCUUUCAAACGACGGGGCUUGGCCCUGGACUUUGCCAACGUUAUGUCUUUCACCUGUCAUGACAAGUAUGUGCAAUUGUUGUUUGCCCACUUGAACAGAGACCCGCCAUCGGGUUACAGCCGAUGUAGUGUUUCACAGUUGCUGGCUGCUGAUAGAGCAUCCUGGAGUCAUCUUAUUGAGAAGAACGUUAAACCACGCCCUGAUGCUGCUGGAGUCCUCCAACUGGAGACCCGUCCCUUUGUGCACAACGAACCCCUAAGGGGUCUUGCCAGUGGAAUUCCAACGCCCAUAGCUGAGCCUGAGCAGCAGCCGCCGAAGAGUGAGCCGCCUCAAACCAACACUGGCAAAGGAACGCUGGUCGGGUCCUUGUGGCAGAUCUCACAUCAGAUGAAGGCCAGCAACUUUGCUGGUCAUGGAUACGCUCGCCAAGCUGCAUGGGAGUCUUUUGUGCACCUCCUUGUGAUGGACUGCCUGUUCAAUAUGGGCAACAACUCCAACACGCCCUUCAGCAUGUGUAAGCCCAGUUCAGAGCAUACCCAUGCCCUGCAGGAUCAGCCAGUUGCUUACUUUGGUGUUUACCGCACGGGACUGCAGUUUGUAGAUGCUGCAGUGAAAGCAGGGCACCCGGUUGGGAGAUCUGCAAAAUUGCCAGGGCCGCUGCACGAAGCCGUCCAGUGUGUAGCAACCGUGCCCAUCGGGGAGCUGGCAAAACGUCGCCAUGCCGUGUUGGCCUAUUGGUUGGAAAGAGCAAGAUCUCGUGUGGGGAUGAAUCCGCCCUUCACGCAAGUCUGCCCGAGUCAUUGCAACAAAUCCUUGCGCCAAAAAGAUUACUCCUUUGGAAAGAGAUGCUACAGUUCUACGGGUAUCCGGACUGUGAGGUGUUUGGAGAAGUCGUUGAAGGCAUCGACCUUGCUGGUCCGGUUAUCGUCUGGGGAUGCGGAGAUCGACUCAACAGUUUUUGCCAAGACCCUUGAGGAGCUUGAUUGCGGAUGGCUUGAGGGCCCCUUCGAGCCAGCAGACCUUCCUGCAUGUGCAGUUGUGAGUAGGCGUUUUGGCAUCAAGCAGUCGUCGGGUGAGUCUUUGAAAGUCAGACUCAUCGAUGACUUCUCAGACCUACCAUUUGAUGUCCGGUUCAAAGCCUUGGGGAUCGAGAUCAAUUGCGAGCGCUGGUUGGCUGGUGUUGUCUCCUUUGCGAACACUGAGAAGCGUACGCGUGAGCUCCUGGACACCAUAAAUCAAAUUUUGCUUGCUGGCCGUUUGAAAAAACCCGACGCCCUUGUGCUGAGGGGACGCAUGCAAUUCGCAAAGGCACAGAUGUGGGGUCGCGCGGCGAAACUAUGUUUAACGGCUGUGACAAACCAUGCUUACUGCUCAGCCGGUGAAAUUCUUAGUGACCGCACGGUCGAGGCAUUGGAGGUGUUUAGAAAUUGCUUGACAGUCUCGAGACCCCGCGAGGUCACUGCAAAAUGGGACACGCUGUUUUUCAUUUUUACUGAUGCCUCCUUCUCUCCCAAUGAUGUUACCUGGCCCGGAGGUUUGGGUGGAGUUCUGGUUGAUUGCAAAGGAUCCUAUCUUUCUGCCUUCUCCUUGAAGCUCAAGCCUGAGCACUUGGCAUCCCUGGGAUACCCUGGGAAAAGCACGGUUAUCUUCGAAGCUGAAAUGCUUGCCCUGUUGGUUGCGUUGACACUGUGGAAGAAGCACAUCAGAAAUCGCCCUGUUGUGGGUUACAUCGAUAACAACUCAACCCGUGACGUUUGCAUAAGUGGGUCGGCUCGUACUUCACCAGGCAAAGAGCUGAUUUCUGCCAUUUUGCAUCUUGAAGACGAGUUGAGUCUUGUUGCUUGGUAUGCUAGAGUCCCUUCGUCUAGUAAUAUUGCAGAUGGCCCGUCCCGUGGAGCCUUGGAAGAUAUCCCUGCUAACUUUUCAGAUGACUUGCACAAGCUUGAAGAGGCACUGGACGUUGAGGACAAUGGUGCAGAUGCUCAGGGGAUUUCAGAAGCUUUCAGUCCUACGACUGUUGCAGAAGAUGGUGUGUUUGGACAGCAUUUUUUACAGCACAAUUCUGAGAGUGAUUUGAAUCGAACUCAGUUGGCCACCUCUUCAACUGCUUUUAGUUUUGAUGCUGCGUUGAAUGUAGCUUUCAACUCCACAGACGCUGAACUGCCAAAACAAAUUUGGGAAACUGGGGUUUGGAAACACAUCUUCGGAAACGAUGACACUGCUUUGGACUUUGAUGUUUGGGGACCGCAGUUGACUAGACCCACUCCGUCUUUGUGGGGCUUGGACAACCAGGCAUUGGAAACGGAAGCAGCAGGUUCGAGGAAGCGUGCACACGCUCAUGCAUGCAAUUUCAUGGACGUUGUUUCUUUCAAGCCAGACGUCCCAUGGCAAGAUCAGAGGGAGGCAGACCUACAGCGUAGCAUCAAACUGUGGAUUGCAGUUACAAGCAGAUGGAGUGAUGGAAACUCACUGGCACAGAAGCUUGGAGAGAUGCGCAACGAAGGAGAGGUGUUCACAAUGUUUGCACACGUGUUUUCAGGUCGAGCUCCAGUGACUGUGCGCAAGCGUGGUGCAGCAGUUCUCAAAGUAUGUGAUUACUUGGAGCAGAACGUCCUGGAGCCCUUUCCCAUGAGAGAAAUAACAUUUUACAGGUUCCUUUGCCACGAAGAGUCGUCAGGAGCUCCAGCAAGCAGAAUGAAGGGUUUCAUACAAGCCAUUGCCUUUUGCAGACAUGUGUUGGACAUGGCAGAGUUGCAAUGCAUUCUGGAUAGCAAGAGGUGCAGUGGUGUGGCAUUUGAAUCCUGUCCAAAGGAACGCAAGCAAGCGAGCCCACUGACAGUGCUUGAGCUCAACAAGUUGCACGAGGUGGUCGACACAAGUGAAGACUUGUGGGAUUCAGCCUUUGCUGGAGCGGCGCUUUUAUGCUGCUAUUGCAGGGGCAGGUGGGGCGACUUGAUGAGGAGUGAGUCGGCCUUCGUGGACUAUGACGCAGAGGGCAAGCCGGCUUACUUUGAAACAAGGACAGGUCGACAUAAGACCAUGAGCUCCCAGAUGCACAGGCAUCAGUUCCUGCCGAUGGUGGCGCCUGUCAAAGGCGUACAUGGGAAAGACUGGGUCACUCCUUGGUUGCAGAAAAGGAAAGAGCUGGGAGCAUCGUUCCCGCCAGAAGGGCUCGUCAUGCCCGCUCCAGAUCGAGAGGGUGGGGUUUCACAGAGGCCUCUGGAAUCUGGAGAAUGCGGCAAGUGGCUACGUCGCUUGUUGGGGCUUGAUGGACUUGCACCGGAAGACCCUGGACGGCGAGUGAGUAGUCACAGCCUCAAAUGCACCAUGCUUUCAUAUGCUGCCAAGAGAGGGCUUUCAGUUCCAGACAGGUUAAUGCUUGGUUACCAUGCUUCACAGAUGCACAUGGCAAUGGUUUACUCAAGGGAUGGGGCAGCUGCAAGUUUGUUGCUACUUGAGCGUUUGAUUGAUGAGAUUGCAAGAGGGAAAUUCAAACCCGACAGCACCAGAAGUGGACGAGUGAUUGACUCGCCUGAUGAUGAGCCUGGACCUCAGAAUUCAAACGUCAAGGUUGAGCUUGUAUGUUCGUCAGAAGAAGAACAGUGCGAUGACUUGCAUGAGUCCGACACAUCAGACAGCACGUCUGACUCAGGGUCUUCUUCAGGUGACAUUCCGGAGAACCAUGCCUUGAAUAAGGUGUUUGCUCCGCCCAAACCUCCAGAGGACUAUCAGUGUUGGCAGCAUUCAAAGUUGAAAACAAUUCACUUGACAGAUAUGCAUGUGAUGCGUCGGGACCAUAUGGCCUUAGCCGAUGACACUUGCACAGUCCAGUUUGGUUUCCUGCAUGUCCUUUUUCACCUGCAUGACAUUAGCAAUGCGGCCUUCACCCAGAGAUGCAAUGAGAUUGACGAGACAGGGCAGUUUGGAACAGCCCUUGCAGCUCAGAACAUAUCCACUUUCAGUGGCAUGGCUUUCUCACUGGGGACACCUCAAGCACCUCCCAGUGAUCAGCAGUUCAACACGUUGUCACAGGCAGUGUUUGGUGGAGGAGCGACGCUUGGACAAACAGCGAUGAUCCGUAGACUCCACUUCGAGUCAACCACCCUUAUGAUUGCUUCUGUCAAACAGAAAGUGGACAGUGAAGCGGCAGACAAAGCAGACAGCGUGAAGAGAAUUCCCAUUGCCGAAAAAAGGCAUCGGCUGGAGCAACAGGAGCGCAGACUGACAGGGAUCAAGAUUUGCGGCGAGCUGGAGCCAAGUCAUCAGUUGCUUGACUUGACAAACAACAUAUUGGAAACAGGUGCGCUGGUCUGGAUUGCACCAAGCAGGUGCACGAAGAGAGCCGAUGAGGUGCAACUUGCAAUCAAGGAGCGGCCAUCAGCAGUUCAGGUGGAGAACCAGCAGCUCCGAGUUUCCCAGGUGCCGGAAGAGUUCAGAGCAGACCAUGGCAGUGAGAUAAAAUUACAAUGGUGCUGGCAGAGACGUGGACUGGCCAUGGACCAGUGCAGACUGCUGUCAUGGCACGUGCAUGACGCUUGGGUGCACCAACUGUUCCGCACAUUGAGCCAGACUGCACCGCCAGGAUUCAGUCAGGUUAAAGUGGAGCAACUUGUGCGGGCCGAUCGCGAGCUUUGGACGCUGCUGGCACAGGAGACGAAAGGAAGUCUCAAACCCAAUGCAGCGGGUGACAUCCCUCUGGACGCCAUGGUGCAGAGGCUGUGUCAAGACCCAAGGAUCACAAUGUUCCUGCUUCCUACGACAGCAGGCGCGAAGGUCGUCGACAAGGAGGUGGCCACCAAGAAGCCGUUGACAGGGACUCCUGCACAGGCUGCGGCAAAGAGCACAAACAAACGCAGAAAAACCAGAGCGGAGAAAAGCUGCCCAGAUGAGUUACGAAAGUUCAACCUGAAGUGUGAACACGGUCCAGUUUGCUGGGCUUACAACUUGAAAUCGGGCUGCAAGAACCAGACCUCUGGCAAGCCAUCGAGGCCCAGCAAAAAGGGUGGUGCAAAAAGCGGGCACGUUCAAAACUGUGUCAAGCCUGCGCCACAGCCAUCAAUGGACACAAGCACCAGCUCCAAGAGCAUGGGGUCGCAUGAAUUCACAGAGCAGCAUGGAUCAAAGUUUCAGGGCAAGCUGGUCAAUGACAUUAUUUUUGUGGAGAUUUGUGCUGGCAGUGCAAGGCUAACUCGCGCUGCAAGGGACGCUGGUUUCAAAGGCAUUGCGGUUGAUCAUACAGACCGCAGAUCAUGCGGAAUCGAUAUCUGCAUUUUUGAACUGGAAGAUCAGAGCCAAGUAGACGACCUAUGUCAGUUUCUUGAAGCUGAGGCUGACAACAUAGCAGCAGUUUGGAUAGCUCCUUCAUGCGGCACUGCUAGCAAGGCGAGAGAAAGGCGCCUCCCACAGUUGAAAAAACUUGGCAUAGCCGUGCCGAUCCCUUUGAGAUCGCAUGAACAGCCAGACCAAAUUGACGGUCUGGCAAACACUGACAAGGUGAAGGUGGAGAAAGCAAACAUGCUUUACAGCGCGGUCGAGCAGAUCACCCGCACCACUUGCAAAGCAAAAAUUUUUACUGGCAUAGAAAAUCCAGCAAACAGUCACUAUUGGGGCACAACACCAAUGCAGAACAUCAUGGAGGAGUUUGGACGCAAGUUUGUGACCUUCCACAACUGCAGCCACGGAGGGUCACGAGACAAAUUGACUUCCAUUUGGGUCAAUGAUGACUGGUUGGAUGCGCUGGAAGCCCGUUGUGACAAUUCUCACAGUCACAAGUCUUGGAAAGUGACUGUAACAGAUACAUCAGUGCACUUCCCAACUUCGGAAGAAGCAGCUUAUCCGCAAGUUCUUUGCCAGCGCAUAGUUGAGUGCGUCAAACAAAAAGUUCUGCAACAAGGAGCGAUUCUGUCCACAACCCUUGCUGAGCAAAUACAACAACCCGAUGCGGAUGCAGCAGGCCGCAUUGCUCUGGGAUCACUGCCCAGAGGAACAAAAGUGCGACCGUUGGUGGCAGAAUUUGGUACCUUUGUUGCUGCCGUGGUGCCAACACAACAAACACAGGCGAUAGAUUCCUUUUUGGCUUCGCUCCCAAAGGGUUCCAAGAUCACUUCACGACAGUUGCGGAGAAGGGGCGAAAUUCGGGUCGUGAAAGAAGACUGCAAACUCCUUGCUGGGGUAGAAAACUUGCAAGAUGGCGACAUGGUCGAGCUUUGUUGGAUUGGUGUGCCCAGUUCACCAAGUCACUUUGUGGAAAGGGCGUAUGAAGCUGGGCACCCCCGAGGGCUUGACGUGCACGUCGAUGAGGCUAUGCUGGAAGUUGUCAAACUCAACUUGAUUGAUCCUCCUUUUGUCUUGGCAAAGAAAAGAGCUCAGUUCAUGAAACGAUGGACUGAAAGGGCGAAACAACUUUCAGCGGAGGAGGAACGACUGAGGGCACAGAUGCCCGAACAUGUGAGGCAAGUUGUUGGCCGCAAGAGGCUGGUUUUGAUGGGUGAAAUUUUGGAGGACUUGGGAUAUCCAGAUGACAAGCUGGUCAGCGACAUAGCAGCUGGUUUUCGUUUGAGCGGCUACAUGACUAAGUCCAAUGUCUUCAGGGCCAAGUCUAAAAGGCCACCUUUGUCAAUGGAAACCCUGAAGAAGUUGGGCAGGUCCUUCAACACCAAGAACUUUGCGUCUUUGGACAAGCGACAGGAGACGGAGUUGGAGGAAGCUACAUGGAGUGAAACUCAGACAGAGCUUGAAAAAGGGUGGAUAUUCCUCGACAAAGAGGGCGAGACAGACGGCAAGUUCGUGGGCAAGAGGUUCGGGAUCCGCCAGGGGUCCAAGAUUAGGGUCAUUGAUGACUGCACAUGCUGCGGCCUCAACUUGACUGUUGGGUUGCAUGAGAAGUUCAAGCUGCACUCUGUGGAUUUCCUAGCAGCCAUGCUAGGGUGUGCUUUGAAGUUUGGCGACGAUGGGGGGCGACCCCAGCUCCGAGGCAGGACGUACGAUCUACGUUCUGCGUACAAACAAUUCGCGGUUCAUCCCUCCGACCGACAGAUUUUGCGGAUGGGAGUAAAUGUGCCGGGCGCAAAACAAUGCGCCAUCAUAGGCUUCAACUCGUUGCCCUUCGGUGCAGUGGGCUCUGUGGCGGGCUUUUUGAGGGUCAGUCAAGCCCUUUGGUUCAUAGGCUAUUUUGGCCUCGGACUUCUUUGGAGUGCCUUUUACGACGAUUACACGUUGCUUUCAAGGAUGGAGCUUGAGAACAGCAGCAGCUGGGCAUGUGAGGCACUUUUCGACUUGCUUGGUUUAGAGUUUGCAAGAGAAGGACACAAAUGUGUCCCCUUCGCCUCAAAAUUCAAGGCUCUGGGGUUGGAAAUCGAUGUUGGAGAUUUUCAAGCCGGCCACAUACUCAUUGGCCACACUGACAGCCGCAGGGAGGAGUUGCACAACCAAUUGGAUACCUUUCUCAAGGCCAAUGCCAUGACCUCUAAGGAGGCGGAGCGAAUGCGGGGGAGGAUGAUUUUCUUCGAGGGGUACACCUUCGGGAGAGUUGCAAAUUCAGCAGUGAAGGCCAUAGGAAGGUAUUGCCAUAGUCAAGUACCAAUGCCUCAGUUUGAUGCAGCAAUGAGGAAGUCUUUGGAGUUUUUACAACAAAGAGUUUUGGCUGGCAAGCCGUUGAAGAUCCAACGAUCUCUGCAUCAGACCUGGCUUAUUUUUACAGACGGGGCUUGCGAUCCAGAAGCUCGCCAUGGGUCUGUUGGAGGGGUCAUUUACGAUCCUCAAGGCAACUGCAGAAGUUUCUUUGGUGAGAGCGUGCCACAAACGAUUAUGGACGCCUUGCUGGCGAACUCAAUGAACCCAAUCCAUGAGCUGGAAGUGAUGCCAAUAUUGCUGGCAGCUCACCUCUGGGGAAAAGCCUAUGAGGGGUCGCAAGUAGUUUACUACAUCGACAAUGAGUCAUCGAGAAUGGCGCACAUCAGGGGUCACGGAGAAACCUCGAGAGCUGCACAGAUGAUCGAAGCCUUUGUGGGCAUUGAGUCGUCCCUGCAGCAUCGUGUUUGGUUUGGGCGAGUUCCGAGCUACAGCAAUCCAGCGGACUCACCCAGUCGUUUGGACUUCAAAGAAGUCUUGCAGCUCGGUGCCACUCAAACCAGUAUAAACUGGGAUUGGAUGUCGGAGCACCUUGAGUUGUGA
Cladocopium goreaui is the source of this 10152-nucleotide messenger RNA. Lineage: Eukaryota; Dinophyceae; Suessiales; Symbiodiniaceae. The record is from the annotation of a GenBank genome assembly.